AUGCCUUCGUCAGUCCAAUUUAGUGAGCUCGCUGUAGAGCUGAUCAUCAAAAUACUAUUGCAUCUGGACGUGCAGACGCUAGUAUCGUGUCGCCUGGUAGACCACUUUCUCAAAGCCGUCAUCGACGAUUCAGUAGCUCUGCAAUACAAGAUAGAGUUAUUCGCUGCAGGCAUGGAGGAUGGACCUGCGUGCCACAUGGAUAUUGCAGAACGACUGCAGCGGCUGAAGCGCCACACCUCGGCCUGGGAGGACCUUAGAUGGGAAAGCUAUGCAAAUCUGCUUUUCACAGACCUGCCCCUGCUUGACUGGCACAUGCAUGCGAGCGUCUUGGCGCGCAUGUGCGGUACUCGCGGUACCGAAAUUUCUCUUGUAUUCGACAGGCUACCUGGACAUGCCCGAGGCAUCCAGAUGAAAUCGUGGUCGCUGGACAAUAUUGAUCCCGACACGCACACUUUCGAUAUGGAUAUUGGACAGGACCUUCUUGUGGUGGUCAGUGACAGAGGGGACGGCCGAUGCCAUCUCUUACAAUUAUCUACGGGCGAGCCUCAUCCCAACGCCGCGAAAGCCAUUUUAGAGCCUCUCCUACCGUCGUUGUUCCCUGGAAGUACCUUUGAGGCUGCCACAAUCUCAGGGGCCUAUGUCGGUAUGAUGCUGGAAGCUUAUGGUGGAGACAGGCCCGGCAAAAGCAUAUUAGUCUUCAACUGGAAGACAUGUAGCCCAAUCCUCUGGCUCUGGUCGAAUAUCACCGUGAUUGAUUCGUUCGUCUUCCUUACUGAGCGCUUUGUCCUGCUGUCGGUCUGCCUGGAGAAUACUUGGGUUUACAAGGUCUACGAUCUGGAGCACCCCCCUGCUCUCGGCAUUCGUCAUGAGGCGGCCCAGAGUUUCUGCACCUUCCUGAAUCCCAAUCACGGCCUGAGCUUGUUAUUUGCACGCCUACAAGUAGCCCCAACCCCGGCCUGGUCCCCCGGCGAAGACCCACAAAUCCCAUUCUUCCCUGCCCGCGGCGAGAGGAUCAUCCUCGCGAACAUCGAGUUCUCAGGCCCCGAGUUCGAGCAGAUGGAAGUGGAGGAUGGCGCACUCGAGGCCCCUUUCGACCCGGACGGGCGCGACUACUCCCACUUUAUCCCAGCCUCUGUAUUGAUCUCUCGUCUGCAACCCGGGAGGACGUGGGAGUGGUGUGAAUGGGGGCCGCAUUCAACCUGUCUGAAAGAGGACCUCGCGACGAUAACCUCGGGCGGCCGUGUCGUAGGGGGCAACAGGUUCGCGCUGGCCCUGAAGCAGCCCGACUCGAGCGACCAACGGGUGGACUUCUUCGACUUCAAUCGGAGUCAGCGUCGUGAACGCGUAGAAGGGGAUUCUCUGGAUCGGGCUUUCGUGCAUUGGGUAGGAGAGGAUCAUGUGAACGAAUACAGGCUUGAGACUGCUUUGCCGUAUAUUUCCAAUGCUAUUCGGCUUCCCUACGGUCAAACGGAGAUAAUGCGGCCCAGCGAGACCCUGGUCUCGCUUUACGAGGAUGGCAUCGUUCUUGCCUCAACGGACGAAGUCUUUCAUGUAUUGAUAUUCUGA
Gloeophyllum trabeum ATCC 11539 is the source of this 1566-nucleotide messenger RNA. RefSeq lists its product as uncharacterized. The coding region runs from base 1 to 1566 and encodes 521 amino acids. Lineage: Eukaryota; Fungi; Basidiomycota; Agaricomycetes; Gloeophyllales; Gloeophyllaceae. The record is from RefSeq and is a predicted model, not a curated record. Gene Ontology annotation, molecular function: protein binding. The transcript is spliced from 5 exons.